Molecule: messenger RNA, 1047 nt
Organism: Cadophora gregata
Lineage: Eukaryota; Fungi; Ascomycota; Leotiomycetes; Helotiales; Ploettnerulaceae
Exons: 2
Coding region: 1-1047 (348 amino acids)
Biological process (GO): carbohydrate metabolic process
Molecular function (GO): hydrolase activity, hydrolyzing O-glycosyl compounds
Source: RefSeq, a predicted model, not a curated record
AUGUCUUUCCAUCGGCGGUCUGCUUCCCUUUUAUUGGUACUCGGUGCCAUGAUUCUUUGCCUUGUCGGUUCCACCUCAGCCGUCAAGAUCAGAGAUGGAGCCGAUCCAACCAUAAUGAAGGUUGGAGAUACCUAUUACUCCGCUGAGUCUGCCGGCGGAAUCUAUGUUCGUGCAGCAUCAUCGCUCGAAGGUCUCGGUGCUGCAGACGUUCGACGAGAGAAAGUUUGGAACGAUGAUAUCGGCGAUGUUUGGGCUCCUGAAAUUACAACCGACUUGGGCAGGACCUUCAUCCACUUUUCGGCGGGAAAAGAUGCUGCUCACCGUAUGUAUGUUAUCAGCGCUGACUCGCCUUUGGGCACGUACUCGGCUGCGGAGAAGUUGGCUUUGCCAGAUGAUCAGUGGGCGAUUGAUGGUACUUUCUUUGUUUUUGAGGGUCUUGGCUGGUUUGUCUGGUCCGGUUGGGCGAGCGAGAGCGAGAAUGGCGAGCAAAACCUGUACAUCUGCCGUAUGGACAGUCCCUCGAAGCCUAUCGGUCCACGAUUCAUCAUCUCCCAACCCCGUGAGGGCUGGGAGAAAGGAGACAGUCCAGCUGUAAACGAAGGACCUGAAGCCAUUGUCGACCCCAACGGGCAAUUGCACAUCGUCUACUCUGCCAAUGGAAGCUGGAACAACAAGUACUGCCUCGCCGAUCUCCGUCUUCGGAAAGGAGGCGAUCCCACGUACGUUUGGGACUGGUACAAGUCCAACGGCUGCCUCUUUGGCUCUCACCAAGACAGAAUGAUGAACGGCUGGGACGCGACACUUUACAUUGAUGGACCAGGCCACCAUACCUUUGCUCUCACUGACGGCGCUGUCAACCAGAGCCCUGGCGGAACGACAGCCAUUCCUUUUGUGUUUCAUGGGGUUCAGAAGGGUACUGAGUAUAAGUGGGAAAAUCGUGCUUGGCUUACUGGUAGCUUCGUCUGGUGGAGCAAGACGACCUACAGCAGAAAGAGUGUGCCCGGUGACAACAACAACGAGGGCUACAGCUUCAAGUUUUUCGAGUAA